Molecule: messenger RNA, 916 nt
Organism: Hevea brasiliensis (rubber tree)
Lineage: Eukaryota; Viridiplantae; Streptophyta; Magnoliopsida; Malpighiales; Euphorbiaceae
Product: early nodulin-93
Exons: 4
Coding region: 233-514 (93 amino acids)
Source: RefSeq, a predicted model, not a curated record
CAAUAAAAGCAAAUUAAAAAAAACGCGGCGGCUCGGCUUUUCUUAUCCUAUUUAGCAGGACCAUGCCGAUCCAAUUAGCCUAGCAGACGUACAAUCACGACCCAACUCUCUCUCUCUUUCUUUCUCGCUAUUGGAUCGCUGCCAUUGGAUUCGUUUUUCUUGUUUUGAUUUUGUAGAGGAAGAUUGACUUCGUUUUGAUUUUGAAGAAGUUGAAACUGUAAGGAAGAAAAUAAUGGGGAUCCCAUCAGAAAUGAGAGAUUACUUGGCACAGACAAUCAGAAACAACAAGAAGUAUAACGCUUCCUUUGUGAUUCCUUCUCCAGCUGAGGAAAAGAGGAUUUUGGAAUCUAAACGUUGCACUGAAGAAGGUGCUCGUGCCGGAGCUAAGGCAGCUGCUAUCACUUGUGUUGUCACUGCUGUCCCUACUUUGACUGCUGUUCGCGUGAUUCCUUGGGCAAAGGCGAAUCUCAAUUACGUUGCUCAAUCACUCAUUAUCUCUGGUGGUAUGAUUUGAGUUUAAUUGUGUUUAGAACAUCAAUUGCUGCUUAUUUCAUCACUGCUGACAAAACUAUCUUGGAGUGCGCAAGAAGAAAUGCUCGAUAUGACAAAUGAACUUGAGAUGCUAAAUUUUAUUCCCCCAAUGAUGUGUUGUUCAAUUCCGGGAAUUUGUUGUUGAAUUAGAGGUGUUGUAUUUUUACAAGGAACCCAUUGUAACUGUGGUGAGAUAAAACUUCUUUUGCUCUCUCACCAAGAUGUCUGUUACUGAGCCGGCUGUAAUGCUUACUUAUUGCGCUCAGCAGUUUACUAUUUUUAUGCAUUUGUGUGAGAAAUAAGAUUUUCCAUUGAAGUCUUUUAAUAGAAUUGGUCCUGGAGACAGACAAAAUCAGGGAGAAUAGAUUAAUUUUACUUCACUUAA